Molecule: messenger RNA, 5552 nt
Organism: Neogale vison (American mink)
Lineage: Eukaryota; Metazoa; Chordata; Mammalia; Carnivora; Mustelidae
Gene: ZBTB37
Product: zinc finger and BTB domain containing 37
Exons: 4
Coding region: 381-1892 (503 amino acids)
Biological process (GO): regulation of transcription by RNA polymerase II
Molecular function (GO): protein binding; RNA polymerase II cis-regulatory region sequence-specific DNA binding; DNA-binding transcription factor activity, RNA polymerase II-specific
Source: RefSeq, a predicted model, not a curated record
CGCGCCUUGCACCCGUCUGCUCCCCCGCUUCUCGGUGACAUUUCGCCCUUCUGCUAGUUCUCGCUACCCACGCUUCCUAACGCAGGCUGAAGCCCCUCAGAUACCGGAGUGGCCAGCCCCAUGGCGUUCCCGAUUCUCCCUUUUACAGCUCUCACCCUUCCAGUGCCGACGGUAAAGACCUUACGCCAGGGGCUUCCUCCUCACUGGGGAAUUGCCGGAAAGAUCAAACAAAAAAGGCGCUGGUGUAGGCUCCAAAAUAAACACAUCUGAAUUCAUGAUGGCAUCGACAGAGGCUCUUAUUGGAUUAAAAGUUUCAAAACAAACAAAAACGCUUUGGAAAAAGCAGGGUUGAAUGCCUGCCUACACCCUCAGGCGCGACCAUGGAGAAAGGUGGGAACAUACAACUGGAGAUCCCUGACUUCAGCAACUCUGUCCUGAGCCAUCUAAACCAGCUGCGCAUGCAGGGACGCCUCUGUGAUAUUGUGGUCAACGUGCAAGGACAAGCUUUUCGGGCUCACAAAGUGGUCCUGGCUGCCAGCUCACCCUAUUUCCGGGAUCACAUGUCCUUGAAUGAGAUGAGUACUGUCUCCAUUUCAGUCAUCAAGAACCCCACUGUUUUUGAACAGCUCCUCUCUUUCUGUUACACGGGGCGGAUAUGCCUGCAACUGGCAGAUAUCAUCAGCUACCUGACGGCUGCCAGUUUUCUGCAGAUGCAGCAUAUUAUCGACAAAUGUACACAGAUCCUGGAGGGUAUUCAUUUCAAAAUUAAUGUGGCGGAAGUUGAAGCCGAGUUAAGUCAAACGAGGACAAAGCAUCCAGAAAGACCUCCAGAAUCGCACAGGGUCACACCAAAUCUAAACCGUUCCCUUAGCCCUCGGCAUAACACCUCAAAGGGAAACCGGCGAGGUCAGGUAAGUGCUGUGUUGGAUAUCAGGGAGCUCAGUCCUCCCGAGGAGUCCACCAGCCCCCAGAUAAUUGAACAGAGCUCUGAUGUCGAGAGCCGGGAGCCCAUUCUUCGAAUCAACCGAGCAGGACAGUGGUACGUGGAGACAGGAGUAGCAGACCGAGGGGCCCGCAGUGAUGAUGAAGUCAGGGUCCUUGGAGCCGUACACAUCAAAACUGAGAAUCUGGAGGAGUGGCUCGGGCCUGAGAAUCAGCCUUCCGGAGAAGAUGGGAGUAGUGCAGAGGAAGUCACAGCCAUGGUGAUUGACACCACAGGCCACGGUUCUGUGGGACAGGAAAAUUACCCUUUAGCAUCUUCGGGAGCCAAGGUGGCUCGGCCAACAAGCAGUGAAAUUGACAGAUUUAGCCCCUCUGGCAGUGUUGUUCCCUUGACCGAGAGACACAGAGCCAGAAGUGAGUCUCCUGGGAGAACGGAUGAGCCUAAGCAGCCCAGCUCCCAGGUGGAGGAGUCCGCAAUGAUGGGAGUAAGUGGCUAUGUGGAGUAUCUCCGGGAGCAAGAAGUAUCUGAGCGGUGGUUCCGGUACAACCCCCGUCUCACCUGCAUCUACUGCGCCAAAUCUUUCAACCAGAAGGGGAGCCUGGACCGCCACAUGCGCCUGCACAUGGGUAUCACACCAUUUGUCUGCCGCAUGUGUGGCAAGAAGUAUACCCGGAAAGAUCAGCUGGAGUAUCACAUCCGCAAGCACACAGGUAACAAACCCUUCCACUGUCACGUCUGUGGCAAAAGCUUCCCCUUCCAGGCCAUCUUGAAUCAGCACUUUCGCAAAAACCACCCUGGCUGUAUACCCCUGGAGGGGCCUCAUAGCAUCUCCCCUGAAACAACUGUCACGUCUCGAGGACAAGCUGAGGAAGAGUCACCUUCUCAAGAAGAGACAGUUGCUCCUGGGGAAACUGCCCAGGGCUCUGUGUCCACCACUGGGCCAGAUUGAAACUUUGAGGGGGAGGGGGCAGACCCUCUUCCCCUUUGGGCCGUCAGCAGCCAGCAUCAGGGCCCUGGGCUGGUACUUAGAUUUACAAAAUGCCACAUCACUAGAUCGGAAGAUGCGCCCAAGAUGUUGCCAAACUAGAGGAUGAGCAACAUACACAGAAGCACUAGAGGCUCUUCCCCUCCUCCUUCCCACCUCAUCCUUUGGAAAAUAAUCAAGCAAAUCAACUUUCUAAUUCAGGGAUCAACAGCCUUGGUUUGUUAACUUUAUAAGAAAAAAAUUUUUUAACAAAACAAUGAUAGAUGGUCAUUUAUCUACCAGUCAUGUUUGAACACUGUACUUUGGUCCAUAUCAUCCUGGUGGCUAUAAUUGCCCAGAUCUGAAAAAACAGCAGGAGCCUUGGUCAUCUGAACCAGCCAGCCACAGGAGAGAAGGAAGUAGUCGUGACGGCAACAGGGAGGCGGCAUCUCUCCUCUUCCUUCCCUGCCAGAACAUGCAGUUUCACAUUUGAAGAAAAAAAAGAAGAAAAAGGUAUCCUGGUGGUUCUUAACUGCUUUGAAAGGUUAGACCUUACCUUCGCUCUGAUUAGGCGUCUGAUACUUUGCCUGAUUGUUUCCUGUAAGCCACCAUCUUGGAGCGGUGUUGUCGUGGGCAGCGUCACCUGAAGCACUUUAGGCAACCGGAAGUGAAAUGAGCAGCAGAGUGUUCGCAGUAGGUCCUGCUACAUGUGGGGGCUUGAGUGUCCUACUGAGGAAGAGGGGAGCAGGGAAGGAAGUGGGGUUUUUGUGCGAAUGUCAAAUGGUGCAGAGCACUGCCACUUCCUGGUCGGGAUUUGUACCCCGUAGUGCUUAAAUAUCUUUGGGUGUUAAGAAACGGCUCUAGUCCAGAUGAAUUAAUGUGUUAGGCUGAGUACCAAAGUUUCAUCCAGUCUCUGUGGCUCCUCCUUUCACAUAACAGCAAUAUUAUACAUCAAAAAGUGUCACUUUCCAGUGAAAUGAGCCUGGACUGUAUUUUUAAAUCUACAGGUCUCCAUAUUUGAUAACUUUUAUAUGAAGUUUUAAACACAUUUUUUCUGCAAUAGUGUGGUUGAAGAAAUUCAACACUAUGGUUCUUACUGCAACCACAAUUCCAUUUCCUUCUACACAUGUAAAAGUUUAUAUUUUCAAGCCAAUAGAAGAACCUCACUAAAUCCAUGUCUUGCGUCUGCAAACCUAGUAAUUCAUAAACCCAUCAUCAGCAAAUUGCUGGUGACUCCAAGAGCUUUGCUUUUUAAUAAUACACUACAGGGCAUUCACCAGAAAACAUCAUGCACAAUCACGUUGCAAUAAAUUGAUCAAAGGAUCAGUUUUGAUCAGGUUUGGUUACUUAAUCAUUCCUAAGAUUUUUAAAACUUCAAGGGACCUUUUUGGUAAUUCUGGGGAUUUCUGAGAUUCCUAAUCCAGCACUGAGAGUCAGAAAAAUUUACCAAACAUGUAGAGUUUUAGAUGCCCUGUCUCGCAUUCAGAGAACGGAGGAGGAUUAGUAAGGGGUGCGGGCAAGGAGAUGCUUACAGUGCAGAUAGAAAAGAGAAAAACCCAUAGCGUAUCCUAAUGGAUCAUUAGUGUUUUAAGAGUAUUUAAAUAUGCAGUGGUUUGAGUUAUUUUGGUGCAGAGGCAUAGAUGAUUGUAAGAGAUCCGGGGCAGGGCUGGUCAUGCCUGCACCGGUGAGCCAUCUGUGAGAACGUUAGUAGCGUGCUCCCUUUCUGAGAAUGCUUUGUGGUAUGUGGAAAGGUGGGUGGCAAAGAAUGGCAUUUCUUUGAUGACAGGAAGUUAGAGUGCAAAGAGUAGCUCCUGAGCAAUCUGCGAAUUGUACGUACACACAAAGCUGCACCGUGUCCCCAGAGAGUGGUUAUUUUCCCUUCUGGAAGAACGUGGAAAUGCGUCUUGCAGUAGGAAUGUAAUGAUGCUACCAUGUGAUAAGAGCCUACCCUUACACAAUCCCGCGAAGCCGUCUUUUGUCUUUCCGAGACAUAGACUGGAGCAUUCUCCUCUUCAGCUGGGCAACAGCAUGAUAGGGCCGUCUUAGGGACCAGCUAUGCUUUGUGGCAUAGAAGUGGAUUUGAAAUUAGCCUCAAAUCUAUAGGGAAACCUUUUAGCUGGUCAUCUAGGCUGUCCGUGGACAGAUUUUGCCAUUACUGAAUAGGCAGGCAUGUGAGAAGACAGAAUACGCUGCUGUCGAUGGAGCUUUCAAGCCUACCAAAAAAAUGUUAAGUCCAUCCUACUUGUGAGAAGUAGUAUGCUGGAAAGUUCUUUAUGCUUUGUUAGUUUCUUAGAUUUUUCUGUGAGGAAAUAGAGCUUUUUUAAACUGUUACCAAAUUGUAAAGGCGAAGUGCAGUCAUCUUUGUCAAGAGAGACUUUGCAGCAUUUGUCAGUACUCCAGCCAGAGGGUUAGCAACUGACCUUUUAAAUGAAGUCGGGGCUGUGUAGUAGAUGUGGAAUGCUGUGAGUGUUUCGUGGGUUCACCUCCCUUUUCAUGCAUUUGUCAUAGGUUUCUGCUGUAUUGAUACUGUGAAUAGAGUGCUGCCAGGUCUUCCGGGACCACAGCAGCACAGUCAUGUUUGCUGGUUCUCACCUCUUAACUGGCUUAGCCCAGAGCCAUGAAAUUCGUGAACGUUCAAGCCAGGCUAGCUUUUAAACAAAAGUUUCUGAAAGCAAUUUCCAUGUUAGCCAGAAAAGAUAUUAUUAUUCUAAAUAACUAUCCAAGAUUCUUAUUCAGGUUCACUGUGACAUUGUCCUAGUCCUUAGCUAACAUCACUGUAGGGUCAUAGGGUUAGUAGUGUUCUAUCUACAUUAAGGAAUAGCUGUAUUGGUGUGUGCACAGAGGAUACCUCUCUUAGGGACGUACUAAAUGGACUAUAGCUAAUGCCGAAAAUUCAUUACCAAAUCUUAACUUGCACAUGUCACCUUGUGAAGGGAACUGCAUUAGCAGUCAGAGCUAAAUCAUCAUUAAGUACUUAAAUGCCAUGAAAUAGCAAACACUGGGACCAUUUUCAUUCAUUGAGUGGCACUUAAUAGCAAAGGAGCUACCCAAUAUUGUCAGCAAAAGAAGAGAGAUGGCAGUAUAUUAAUUUGUUUUCAUUCUAAAAGGUACCUUUUAUUCUCUCUGAAUUCUGAUACCAGUAUCUAGAUGUAGCAUUGGCAUGAACAGGAACACUGUUCUUAGGCAGAAAGGCUCUUUCUAAUGACUUGUUCUCUCUUUACUCAGAACCAUAUUUACCUCUGAACCGAGCUGAGUUUUAUUUUAUGUAAUUUGUCAACUACCCCCAAGCCAUCAUUGUACCAGACAGUUAAAUCUAAUCUUGAAUAAGUGAAAAUAAAGGAUAAGGAUUGGAAAAAAAGGGAGAUAGCAGUUGAGGAAAGUUUUCUUGUUACUUUGUUUUUUUGGUAUUUUUACAUGUUUCCAGUUCCCUCUAUAUCAGUGAAACAGAGUUUCCAAAGAUGUUAUGGCAAUAGAAAUAAACCAAUUUUCUCCCACCUUCGUAGUAGAAAUCUGGCCUUGGAUGGAAGUUGGUCUGAUGGAAGAGUGAAAUCGUGAGCCCCAUCCUUAGCCAAGUAGUCUCUGGUCAAGAAAUACUUUAAAAAAUUUCUAGCUAUUACUUUAAAUAGUUAAAAGCUAUUUCUUUUA